CCGACGUGAAGCCAGCUCACUUUAGUGCGGCAUGAGUAUUCUAGGGACCGUAGCAUGAGUGCGGUUUGUGCACUGUAGCACUGUAGUACGCUGUAACCGUGGUAACUUCACGGACCGUAGUUCUAACUGUAGUCACAGAACACCUAAAGAAGAUCUGCAGUAGUACAAUGCAAAGAUCUGCUAAAGUACGCCUGAGCAUAGUCUCGCGUGUUUUGGGAACUGUGGGCAUGACAGAGGUUGACGUAAAGGUAGAGCCGAUCAGCCCUCCCGCCACAAUAUCUCAUGGCAUGACAAAUGUCGACAUAAAGGCAGAACCGAUCAGCCCUCCCACCACAACACCUCAUGACAUGACAAAUGUUGACAUAAAGGUCGAGCCAAACAGCCCUCCCACCGCACUACCUCAUGGCAUGACUGGCGUUGACAUCAAGGUAGAGCCGAGUAGCCCUUCUACCACGCCACCUCCUGGCAUGACUGGUGUUGACAUAAAAGUAGAGCCGAGUAGCCCUUCUCCCACACUACCUGAGCAUGUUGAUGCCAAUGAGAAAGGACCAGCUGAGGCAGCACUUGAAAGUAGCAGUUCUGAAACUUCAAAAGACAUAAUGGAUAAAAGCCUAGGAACCUCGGAACGGGCUACAGGACCUUCACAAAAGAAGCCUCAAGGCAGUGCGAAGAGGUUGCUCGAGUGUGACACGUGUGGGCGGUGCUUCAAGACUCGGUACCAGUUGAAAACACAUCAGAGAGUGCACACGGGGGAGAAGCAGCACAAGUGUGACACGUGUGGGCAGUGGUUUGCGAGCAAAAACAGUUUGAGCAGGCAUCAGGUGUUGCACACAGGUGAGAAGCCACAUGCCUGCCCAGAGUGCGGCCGAAAGUUUGCUCACAAGGGAACUUUAAAUCAACACCACAAGUUUGUCCACAUGAAGAGGAGGCUCUACACUUGCCCGGUCUGCGACCAGAAGUUCCCUCUGAAGUUCGAUCUUCGUAGACACAAGCAUGUGCACACGGGUGAAAUGCCGUAUGCGUGCCAGAUCUGCCCUUCCAAAUUUUGCAGGAAGGCGUCCUUGGUCAAACACAAGCAGCUGCAUGCAGCCGGAGUACAGGUGGGCAUCUGCGCAGAGUGUGGCAAGAGCUUCAAGAGCAUGAAAUCUCUGUUGAAUCACUUGAAAUGGCACAACAUGGAGAAGCCACACUCGUGCCAUCUAUGCCCAGCCAGAUUCACAAAGAAAUCGAACCUGGAAAAGCACGUGUUUACACACAAAGGUGAAAAGCCAUACAAGUGUCCCUUGUGUGAGAGACUGUUUUCGACGUCUGCAAAUGUGAAAAUGCACAUGCACCGGAUACACAGUGGAGUCGAGGCUACUGUGGCGAGUACUGACAGCAUGGCGGGGGUUUCCACGCCAAGUAAACCCCUCGUCACAGAGCCCCGUGAGGAUGCUGACAUGAAUGAAGCGGGACCAUCUACAGUGGCAUGUGGCAGGAGCACCUCUGUGAUGCCACAGACAAGCAGGACUGAAAUUUCAGGAGGCAUCAAGGAUAGCAACCCAGGAUGAGCUCACUGGACUUCCGUGAAAAAAGGGGUACUGACACAAAAAUUUUGGUUUGGCGUUUUUUUGCUGCAGUAUGUUGCUGGGGCCCUAUUGGUCAUAAGGCAGCACAUCGCUUGCUGCAGCGCAUGACAGAUAAUCAAUUGCAGUCUGUUUAUUACUGACCAGUCUCAGUUUUAGUUUGGGAGAGCUUUGAGAAUGACAAGGCAUGGGAGUGCAACUAACGCCAUCUAGCAUGGGAAAUGGCACGCAGAACUGUGACGCACUUCCACACCGCCUGCAUCAUGUGCUGACCUGCUGCAUGUGCUGCGCUGUCAUUGUCGUCUGGUGGCAACAGCUUUGUUGAGGCUUCCACACUUUCUGCAUGUUCGCAGUGGGGAUGUGAGCAGCUGCUGAAGACUCAUGAGCAGCUGCUGAAAAUAGCCUGCUGCCGCAAGAGCGGCGGAAGUGCAGUGGCGACUAUGACGUCGUCAUGCUAUAUAGCUGCGCCAGCUUGCAGCUCAUUCGCACUGGUGACGUCACGGAAGUUGGGGGUCACCUUCAAGUCACCUUAGAUGAUGUCAGUGUUGCGAGGUACGGCAUAUAGCACUGGAUCAUAAAAGUGAACUUCUAGAAUUCAUGUAAAUUACCUACCAAGCCGUAUUCGCUGUUGAGAUUUGGUAGAUGAUAUACGCAUGUUGACAGGAAUUGAUCCCAUAGGCUAUCUCGGCCAAGAAAUUUUGUGUCAGUACCCCUUUAAAGGAAAUCGUUGCACUUGCUUCUCGUAAGGCAAAUAAGCAGUGUUUCUUCCAGUGGAAAUCUUUUGUCUUCCAAGCAGUACACUGUUUGCUGUGUCCAGCUUGCAUGCUCUAAAAUUUAAGUUGUUGGUACAUUGGUUCACAUCAAGCUUUUAAGGAACACAGGGAGGAUUUUGAAAUCUCUUAAGUUGAAAACAAAAUUUCCAAGUUUGAUUUACCGCACAUCUAUGAAUCAUAACAGACAUAUGUUCAUAACAAGUGUAAAUAAAUGCACAAGUUUACAUAUUUA
Molecule: messenger RNA, 2570 nt
Organism: Rhipicephalus sanguineus (brown dog tick)
Lineage: Eukaryota; Metazoa; Arthropoda; Arachnida; Ixodida; Ixodidae
Product: zinc finger protein OZF
Exons: 9
Coding region: 168-1550 (460 amino acids)
Biological process (GO): regulation of transcription by RNA polymerase II
Cellular component (GO): nucleus
Molecular function (GO): DNA-binding transcription activator activity, RNA polymerase II-specific; RNA polymerase II cis-regulatory region sequence-specific DNA binding
Source: RefSeq, a predicted model, not a curated record